UUUGCUAUUUGCGCAUGCGCGUACUCAGUCCGACGUUAGCUGAAAGUGCUAGUGUGGUAGAACUGAAUGGAGACAGAAGCAGUGACAGAAAAAAGGUAAUUUGAGCAUUAACUCUGUCUUGUUAGCGGUGUGAUCUCUUAUCAGCUGCCAGSUUUAGUGAGCAGUCUACAGUUAGCUCGAAGCUAAUUCGGCCGUGUUUGCUGUUGCUAACCCGGCUGCCGGGGCUUCCUUCCCCACUCAACAAGUGCCUGGAGAUGCAGAGGCUAAAAUAUUUGAAAAGUUGCUGGCAGCUGCUGAAAUCGAGCUGUGAAGGAGCAACUAAGCUCUCGUCUUCCAUCUCAAGAAGCUAUAGCCGUCUCCCUCCACGGGGCCCCAGCUCGUUUGGACUCCUCUUCGACAUCGAUGGGGUUCUGGUCCGGGGCAGGACACCCAUCCCUGCAGCCAAGCAGUGCUUCAAGAACCUCGUGGACCGGAAUGGGAAGUACAAGGUGCCCGUGGUGUUCGUCACAAACGCUGGAAACUGCAUGAGGCAAACCAAAGCUGAGCAUCUGUCUCACCUGCUCGACGUGGAGGUGUCUCCGGACCAGGUGAUGCUGUCUCACAGUCCUCUGAGGAUGUUUACCCAGUUUCACAAAAUGUGCGUGCUGGUCUCGGGACAGGGUCCUGUCGAGGAGGUCGCUUACAAUCUGGGUUUUGAGGAUGUGGUCACUAUAGAUAUGCUCAGAGAGGCCUAUCCUGUCUUAGAUGUUGUGGAUCACAACAGAAGACCUAAAGAUAGUAUUCCACCCACGAAAGGCUUACCACCAAUAGACGCCGUCGUCCUGUUUGGUGAGCCGAUCAGAUGGGAGACCAACCUCCAGCUCAUCAUCGAUGUCCUCCUAACCAGCGGGAACCCCGAUAGAACCUGGAAUCCAACCCAAUAUCCUCACAUCCCGGUCCUGGCCUGUAACAUGGACCUGCUGUGGAUGGCCGAGGCCAAGAAUCCGAGGUUUGGUCACGGGAUGUUCCUGGUCUGCUUAGAGAACUUGUACAAGAAGGUGACAGGCUACGAGCUGAAGUACGAGGCUCUGAUCGGCAAACCGAGCGUGGUGACCUAUAACUACGCUGAGCUGCUGAUUAGACAGCAGGCUGAGAAUCUUGGUUGGACCACACCUGUGAAGAGACUAUAUGCUAUAGGCGAUAACCCCAUGGCUGACGUUUACGGCGCUAACCUCUACGAUCGCUUCCUUCAGGCCUCUCACCACGCCAAAGCCAAAAUGCAGGCCAGCAGUGGYGUACAAGCCAUGGAUCGCACGGAAGAAGCCGAGAUGACGUCAACAGAACUAGGUGGAGCGGCGGACGUGUACGGCUCAAAGGAGGACCUCCCUGAGGGGUGCAGCUCCGUCCUGGUGUGCACGGGCGUGUACAGCAGGGACCAGCGGGAGCUGCCRUUGGACCCGACGCAGACCGUCACGGAGCAGCACAUCUUCCACGGCCACCGGGACUUCCGCUUCGACCCGACGCUCAUGCAGCCAUCCUUCGUGGUGCAUGACGUAAAGGAGGCGGUGGAGAUGGUGUUCCAGCAGGAAGGCUGGCCUCUGGUGUAGAACCAGCAGCCUUUCAAAACUCGAGUCUUCUUUAAAGGAAUCCCCGAUUAGUUGUAACAUUAGACUUUAUUUGAUGAACAUAUAUUUUA
This is a messenger RNA of Austrofundulus limnaeus, 1675 nucleotides long. RefSeq names its product haloacid dehalogenase like hydrolase domain containing 5 (gene hdhd5). The record is from RefSeq and is a predicted model, not a curated record. NCBI's taxonomy places the organism in Eukaryota, Metazoa, Chordata, Actinopteri, Cyprinodontiformes, Rivulidae. Gene Ontology annotation, cellular component: mitochondrion. The transcript is spliced from 8 exons. Gene Ontology annotation, biological process: glycerophospholipid biosynthetic process. The coding region runs from base 255 to 1586 and encodes 443 amino acids.